AUGAUGUACCCGUGUGAGAACAUUUGCCAUCGGAUACGAAAGAAAUUCUUUAUGGCAAUUUUACACCACGAAAUCGAGUGGUUCGACAAAAAUUCGUCGGGGGAAUUGUGCACAAAAAUGUUUGACGCCUUGGAACGGCUGAAGGAGGGCUUUGGAGACAAAUUCGCCAAAGUUUUCCACAACAUUGGCCAAUUUAUCUCGGGAAUGGCGAUCGGAUUUGCCUACAAUUGGCGCCUCGCAGCGAUCAUGUGCUCAAUGACCCCAUUUCUCGUAAUGGCUGGUAUGCUGUUUAAUCGAGUAAUGGGUCAAUCGGCUGCUGAUUCAGCAAAGCGGUAUGCAAAAGCGGGGAAAGUCGCGGAAGAGGCAUUGAGCUCCGUUCGAACGGUCAUUUCUUUUAAUGGUCAAGAGCAUGAAUGUAAAAAAUACGAGAAAGCGCUGGCCGACGCUUCCAAAGUGGAGAUCAAGAGAGCCAUCAUGGUCGGUCUCAGCUCCUCGGUCACCUAUUGCGUAUUCGAUUUUCUGUACUGUGUGGCGUUCUGGGUGGGCACCGAUUAUGUAUACUGGGGAUUCACAUCAGCUCAGACAAUGAUUACGGUGAUCAUGGCGGUGAAAUUUGCCUCUUUUGCCCUGGGAUGGGCUCUUCCAGACAUGGGAAACACGGCGAGCGCGCUUGGACAAGCCGGCGGGAUCAUGGAGAUCAUUGAUGCGGGAAGGAUAAGAGUGAGAAAUGUUCAUUUCACCUAUCCGAGUCGACCAGAUGUACAGAUUUUGAAGGGAAUUUCCUUUGAGUGUCAACCUGGAGAAACGAUAGCUUUGGUCGGUGCGUCGGGUUCGGGAAAAUCGACGAUUGUCCAGCUUUUGCUCAGAUAUUAUCAACUAGAAAAUGGAAAUCUUGAAAUCGAUGGAAUCCCGGUGGAGAACUUCGAUGUGGACUUUUUGCGGAAAAUCGUCGGCGUUGUGAGUCAAGAGCCGGUGCUCUUCAAUAAUACAAUUCUAGAGAAUCUAAGAUUUGGAAACGCGAAUGCAAGUGAUCGAGAGAUUCAUGUGGCUCUGAAGAAGGCUAAUGCACUCAACUUCAUUUCUGAAUUUCCCGAUGGUCUGAACACUCUUGUUGGUGAUCGUGGCACUCAAAUGUCUGGUGGACAAAAGCAGCGAAUCGCCAUUGCGAGAGCUCUUCUCAGAGAUCCACGAAUUCUUCUUUUGGAUGAAGCAACUUCGGCAUUAGAUGCAGAAAGUGAAGGAGUUGUGCAACAAGCAUUAGAGAAUGCAAGUCGUGGCCGUACAACGAUUGUGAUCGCUCAUCGACUCUCGACCAUCAAGAACGCGCACAAGAUCAUUGUCAUCAAAAAUGGAGAAGUUGUCGAGAGUGGGAAACACAUCGAGUUGAUGACCAAACAGGGACACUAUUUCGACUUGGUGAAUGCGCAAGUUUUCGCCGACGUUGAGGCACAUAAAGAAGUUAGACCUGGCUAUCUGCGACAGCGAAGCAAUCGUUUUUCGACUGGAAGUGAUCCAGUGGAAGAUCUUGACCACGGGAAUAAGCUGCAAAUUGCGAACAAAGAAGAGAAUGAGUCGGAGAUGGAUCGCUUGACGAGAGAAAUCAAAGAGGAGGGCGUUUCGACGGUGAGCCUUUUCCGAAUCAUGAGCCAUUUGGGGUCGGAUUGGAAAUAUUUCAUGAUUGGGAGCAUUUGUGGAUUGAUUGAGGGUCUAGCCGUCUACCCGAUGUUCGGCUUCUUCUACACAAAUGCUUUCGAGAUCUUUUCCGAGCCCGAUCAUGAGCUGAUGAGGCAACGAGGUCAUUGGGCCGCUUUGAGCUUUUUGCUGAUCGUCGCCAUGGAUGCUGUGAUUCCGGCUGGAGGGGCGAUCAACUUCGGCGUCACCGCCGCGCGGGUUGUCGAGAAGCUGCGAUACAAGACUUUUAAAAAUGUACUCAGCCAGGACGGGGCCUACUUUGAUUCACCGAAGCACUCACCCGGGAAAAUCUCGACUCGCCUAGCAACCGAUGCUCCGAAUAUUAAACAAGCUAUCGAUUACAAAUUGGGACAUGUGUUGCGAGCUGUUGUGGCCCUUGUUUCUGGAUUGGGUGUGGCCGCGUAUUUCUCUUGGCAAAUGACCCUUUUGAUGCUUGUCGUCGUGCCGGUGAUCUCGUUGACUGAAUUCUUGUGGACGAAACUUUUCAACGCCACCUCGAUCGAGGAUCUCAAGUUGAUGGAAGCGAGUGGAAAGGUAGCAAUGGAGUCGAUUGAGUGCAUUCGAACCGUUCACGCUUUAUCAUUGCAAGGAGUGAUGCACGAGAAAUAUUGCACCCUCAUUGAGCGACCCCACAAAACAAAUAAGAGGAAAGCUUUUGCGCAGGGAGUUAUGACCGGUUUGAUGAACGGUCUUCAGCCGCUGAUGGACGCGGUUGAGUUCCGCUUCUCUGGGUGGAUGAUCAUGAAGGAUAUGGUGAAAAAUCCGUUUGAUGCCUGGAGAGCUCAGUUCUGUAUCGAGUUCUCAUCGAUGGCCGUCGGACAGGGUGCCACGUAUUUCCCCGAUUACAAAAAGGCCAAAUUCUCGGCUGGGCUUUUGUUUAAAAUGAUGAGAGAGCCGACGAAAAUUGAUGGAUUUGCGAGAAAUGGAUUUGAGGCAACCAACGGCAAGGUCGACUUCGAAAAUAUCAAGUUCACCUAUCCGGAGAGAAACGAUGUUGAAGUGUUGAAAGGAGUGAGCUUCUCGAUUGAACCGGGCCAAACGGUGGCCGUUGUUGGUCCGUCGGGUUGCGGAAAGAGUACGCUUGUGAGUCUCCUCCAGAGAUUCUACGAUGUCACGGAUGGAGCUGUGAAAAUCGAUGGCCGAGACAUUCGACUGAUGGGAGCCGCGGAUUUGCGAUCACAAAUGGCUGUUGUUUCACAGGAGCCAAUCUUGUUCGAUGAUAGUAUCAGGAACAAUAUCCUUUACGGACUCGACCGUGAAACGGUCAGUGAAGAGAGGGUGACCGAAGCGGCAAAGAAAGCCAACAUCCACUCAUUUAUCUGUUCUUUGCCUAGAGGCUAUGACACAAAUGUUGGAGAUAAAGGAACACAACUAUCUGGGGGUCAAAAACAACGAGUGGCCAUCGCUAGGGCUUUGGUGAGAAAUCCAAAGAUUUUGAUUCUUGAUGAAGCGACGAGUGCUUUGGAUACGGAAAGUGAAAAGGUCGUUCAAGAGGCGCUCGACGCCGCAUCGGAGGGUCGAACUUGUCUAGUGAUUGCCCACCGUUUGAGUACAAUUCGAAAUGCCCAUCGAAUUGUUGUGGUGAAAGGAGGGGAAAUUGUGGAACAAGGUAAUCACCAAGAAUUGUUAUCGAUAAAAGGAGCCUAUUACAAUAUGGUUUUACAACAAGAAAGACGGCGACAUUCGACGGAGGGCGGAGGCGGACAAAUUGAGGAAAUGAUCAGUUUGGAA
Molecule: messenger RNA, 3423 nt
Organism: Mesorhabditis belari
Lineage: Eukaryota; Metazoa; Nematoda; Chromadorea; Rhabditida; Rhabditidae
Source: the annotation of a GenBank genome assembly